Aethina tumida (small hive beetle) is the source of this 739-nucleotide messenger RNA. RefSeq lists its product as uncharacterized. NCBI's taxonomy places the organism in Eukaryota, Metazoa, Arthropoda, Insecta, Coleoptera, Nitidulidae. Bases 135 to 725 code for a protein of 196 amino acids. The transcript is spliced from 2 exons. The record is from RefSeq and is a predicted model, not a curated record.
UACCCAGCAAUGAUAACUUCAAAGUCAAAACAUAAAAAUGUUUUAAUAUUUAAUUCAAACAAGUGUAAUUGCGAACGAUCAAAAUUUAUAAAAGGACAUUAAUUUUAUAUAUUGAGUAUUUAUAAUUAUUAUACAUGGUAACUAAAAAAUAUAACCUAAAACCUCGCAAAUUCUGCGACCUAUCCAUAAUGCAUCUAUUUUGUGCGUCGAAGGGUAGUUUGUCUGAUGAUAACGGAAAUACGUACAUCCCUGGAUUUAAAAUAAACUAUACGGACAGCAUCAGUACAGUAGAUUCGAAUAUGAACCAAGGGAAUCACAAUAAAUAUUCCUGGCUGAAGAAAUCAGAGAAAUCGACAAACAAAGGAAAGUUCAUUCCAACAUUUAGACCAAAAUCCUGCGAAGGUACCAUCGACAGUUGUACUCAAAAAUUUAGACAAACAAACGAACAAUCCGACGUAAAUCAAAAGGACCAAACAUACAAAUCAGGCGAAUCCAGGACAAAAGGAUAUUUAACAACUGAUUUAUUAAGUAAUCCAAAUGAAAGUUUGAAAAAAGGAAAGGCUGGAGGAAGUCAAAAUAUAGAUAUUACUGUUGAACUUCGACACCCACAAAAGAAUAUAAGCGAUGUAUAUUUAACAUGUACAGAAAUAUCCGAACGCUGUAGAAUCAGCAUUGAGGGUAAACGUAAUUUAGUAUGUGUUGAAGGGCACGCUGUACAUAAAUAAAAUAUGCACCUUUA